AUGUCGACAUCGUCCAGCUCAAGCGUAGAUCUGGUGUCCCUGGAGGACAUCCAGAAGGCGCAUGCUCGCGUGGCGCCUUUCACCCACUACACGCCGCUGCUCACCAACCAAGCGGUCGACUCGCUGGUCACUGAGGCUCUGAUUGCAGAGACCGAACCCUCUUCUCCGAGAGUGCGCGUGGCGUUCAAGGCGGAGCAUCUGCAGCGAGUGGGUGCCUUUAAGUAUCGCGGAGCCACCAACUCGGUGCUCGUCCAUCUCGAGGCUGCGAAAGCCCAGCACGAAGCCGACACUACCAAGCAGGGCGAGUUCAGCGCCGACCGCCUCGUCGUGGUGACGCACUCGAGCGGCAACCAUGCUGCUGCGCUCGCAUGUGCUGCACGCUCUGCCGGCUGCGUUGCCGCGGUUGUGAUGCCCGAGAACGCACCGAAGCCCAAGAAAGAGGCGGUGGCAGGAUACGGAGCGCGAAUCACGUUUUGCAAACCCACGCUCGAAGCUCGCGAAUCCACAGCAAAGGCAGUCAUGGAAAGCUACGAGGAGCAAGGCUACACGGUGCGCUUUGUGCAUCCAUACGACGAGCCGCUGGUGAUCGCAGGUCAGGGCACCAUGGCACUCGAGAUGCUCGACCAGGCUGCCAACCUCGAAUCGCGCGGAGCAUGCUCGCAUGCAGCCGAGUCCAAGUCAAGCGCUUCAAGGCCCUUGGUUGGCUCCAAGAAUGUAGCCGCCGUCGGCCCGAAAGCGGACGGCACAUGGCGUGCGCGCGAUCUCUCUGAGCCGGUCUUCGACAUUGUGAUUGCGCCGGUCGGAGGCGGCGGCAUGCUCUCCGGUGUCUCGACUGCUGUCAAGGGAGCGGAUAGUCGGAUCGUUGUCAUCGGUGCGGAGCCAGACCUGGUCAACGAUGCCUUCCAUUCCGUCCAGGCUGGCGAGGUGCAGUCACCGCCGCAGCCACCCAAGACGAUCUGCGACGGCCUUCUGACCUCGCUCUCGCCGCUCACGUUGUCGCACAUCCAGAAGCAUGUGGACACCAUCGUAACUGCGCGCGAGGAGAACGUGCUCAAGGCGCUGCAACUCCACUGGACAAGGCAGAAGCAGUUCGUGGAGCCAAGCGCUGCUGUAGGCCUCGCCACUCUCCUGCAAGGCUUCAACGAAGCAGCACAGCAGCUGGGUGCUUCGUCCGAUGCGGAUACACCGUCCGACCGGUCGCUGUGGGGUCUCAAGCACUGGGUACGAGCCAUCGCUCAGCAAAAGGCAGAAGCCGGCGAAAAGCAGCCCGAGAUCCGCAUCGGCGUCGUUUGGAGCGGCGGCAAUGUGGAAGUCGCCAAGGUGGCAGCCAAGUUCGAGGAAUACGGACUAUGA
This is a messenger RNA of Moesziomyces antarcticus, 1353 nucleotides long. RefSeq names its product serine racemase. Gene Ontology annotation, biological process: pyruvate biosynthetic process; D-serine biosynthetic process; L-serine metabolic process. Gene Ontology annotation, molecular function: L-serine ammonia-lyase activity; threonine racemase activity; D-serine ammonia-lyase activity. The record is from RefSeq and is a predicted model, not a curated record. NCBI's taxonomy places the organism in Eukaryota, Fungi, Basidiomycota, Ustilaginomycetes, Ustilaginales, Ustilaginaceae. The transcript has a single exon. Bases 1 to 1353 code for a protein of 450 amino acids.